AUGUUAAACUCACAAUAUCUCACAUUUCUUCUCAAUCGGGCAAUGAAAUCAUUCCGCUCAAGUAAUCGACAAGAAAGUACGGUUGGAAAUAAUGAACAGCAACCAAAACUACCAUCCAAUUAUUCAUUUUACAAUCAACAAAAACAAACUUUACUUCAAUCACCAGAUACUUUAUCGAUAUCGAAUAUGUAUGGUCAACAUUAUCAUAUCAAGACUAAUUAUUUCGUUAUUGUGGCAGAUUGUGGUGGAUGCGAUUGCCCGACAUUCAUCCGUAAGUUGCUCAAAUUAACCGGUAAUACUAUCACAGCGGAUCGUCAAGCUAAUGCGAUAUCAUUUCGAAUCGGCAAUGUAGUAAAGCAUUUGACUUUGGCUGAUGUGAACUUUGAAAAACACGAUCUUUGGUCUAGUUUGGAUUUUGAUGGAUGUAUUCUACUUUAUUCAACGAUAAAUUUAUAUUCCUAUAAAUAUGCAAUGAAAAAACUUUCGCAAUUAAGAGAUUCAAAAGAGAAUUAUUUACUUUGGUUAAUUGGUAUUGUUUCUGAUCCAGCUUCACCAUCAACCUCAUCAAGGAUUAUAUCAUAUGAACAGGCUAAAGCAGACUCAUCAAAAAUGGAUGCGCGAUAUUGGGAAGUGAUACCAGAUGGGAAAUCAGCGAGAAGUCCGCUAGUUUAUCAUCAAAUUGUUAUGGAACUUAUAUCAGUAAUCAAUAAUUCAAAAAUUGAUACAUCCUCACCGGACAAAAUUACUUUUGAAUUUAGUAAAAAUUAUCAAGCGAUACGAAAAGCAUCAAAAAGUUGCGAUUACAUUUCAUUAGCAUAA
Messenger RNA from Cercopithifilaria johnstoni, 819 nucleotides. NCBI's taxonomy places the organism in Eukaryota, Metazoa, Nematoda, Chromadorea, Rhabditida, Onchocercidae. The record is from the annotation of a GenBank genome assembly.